Molecule: messenger RNA, 1302 nt
Organism: Erigeron canadensis
Lineage: Eukaryota; Viridiplantae; Streptophyta; Magnoliopsida; Asterales; Asteraceae
Product: transcription factor MYB64-like
Exons: 3
Coding region: 1-1302 (433 amino acids)
Biological process (GO): regulation of DNA-templated transcription
Cellular component (GO): nucleus
Molecular function (GO): DNA-binding transcription factor activity, RNA polymerase II-specific; RNA polymerase II cis-regulatory region sequence-specific DNA binding
Source: RefSeq, a predicted model, not a curated record
AUGGAAAAUGGUGAUAAUCAUGUUGGUUUUGAUAAUUAUUAUGUGAAUAAUUAUCAAGAUCACCAUCCUUCUUUGUAUAAGCCAGCACCUCCACCAUUAACAGCCAUUGAUAGAUCUUUAUCAGGUCGAACUCGAGUCUAUCAUCAUCAGACCGCUCAAAACAAUAAUAUUAACAUCGACGACCGCGAACCUUUCGUCUCUUCUAGUGGGGUUCCCGGGUUUUCUAUCUUAGAUAGUAGUGGGAUUAACAAGGAAAGCCAAAUAUGUGUAGCACCACCAUGUUUACCAAGUUUUAUACUAGACGGAGAUGUGUUUGAUAAUAAUGACAAUAUUAUUGGGGAAUGUCUAACUUUGGAAGAACUAGAAAAAUACCAUAAUCGUGAUAGAAAACUACAUGAUUGUAACCAACCCGAAAAAAUGAGAAAUUUGGGGAAGAAAUCAAAAGGUGGUACUGCAUCUAAGGUUUUGAUUAAGGGACAAUGGACAGAUGAAGAAGAUAGGGAGUUAAUCGGGCUGGUGAACAAAUAUGGAGACCGAAAAUGGUCUUUGAUUGCGGGGAAGAUGGUAGGAAGAGCAGGGAAACAAUGCCGUGAAAGGUGGCGCAACCAUUUGCGUCCCGAUAUCAAGAAAGAUACAUGGAGUGAAGAAGAAGUGAGAAUGCUAAUUGAAGCUCAUCAAAAGGUAGGCAAUAAAUGGGCAGAAAUUGCGAAAUUAAUCCCUGGAAGAACAGAAAACUCCAUAAAGAAUCAAUGGAAUGCAACCAAAAGAAAGCAAAAUUCUAGGAGGAAGAAUUACAAGAAAAAAGAUGCCAAAAAUAAUAAGUCUCAAUCUACUCAUCUUUUAGAAGAUUACAUUAGUAGCAAAACUAAUGGGCAUCAAAAUCUUGAAUUAUCCCCAUCUUCCUCUUCUACCAUUCUCUAUUCAGAGUUAUUAGCUACUUCAAACAACAACGAUUCGGAUGAUCCAUCUCUAGAGAUCACUCAAUCGUACGACGACGAGUUGAAGUUUAUGCAAAGCUUCUUCCAGACCACCCCCAACACCACCACCUCUAAUGUUCUAGAGGCGCAAUCUCCAACUUUUCACAAUUCACAAUGCGGGUUUUCUUCGUUGACCUCAACUUUUCUUGGUGAGAUCAACUCAAAUUUGUACUUGAACUUUUACCCUGAAGAUAAUAUAACGAAAACCCAUUUGGCUCCUGAUGUAAACCACUUGGAAGAAGCCAUUGCACGGCCUAGCUCAAGUGACUAUGGCUACCAUGAACACGUUUCUUCAUCAAAUCCGGAGAAGAUAGGGAUUUGGUAG